Messenger RNA from Nezara viridula (southern green stink bug), 1564 nucleotides. The record is from the annotation of a GenBank genome assembly. Lineage: Eukaryota; Metazoa; Arthropoda; Insecta; Hemiptera; Pentatomidae.
AUAAUUAAUACCAGCUCGCGUUUAUUGGCAACACUGCUUAGUGAGGUUAUAUGUUUGUAUCAUAAACCGUAUUUGUUGUUUUGGUUAUUAAGAAUAUAUAUCUGUUAGAAGUAAAAUGACUAAGUUAGAAGUUAGACCGGAGGAGAAGACUACGGGUGACAAUGAAGAUUCUGAAUCGGUUGAAGAACAGCCUUUGGAUAUUGGUGAACAUUACCUUGUAAGGCGUAAAUCUGACGAUUGGCAUCCUGCUGAAAUCAUCCAGUCCCGUUUCAAUGAACAGGAGAAUCAUUAUGAGUAUUAUGUCCACUAUGAAGGAUAUAAUAGGCGUUUGGAUGAAUGGGUUCCAAGAGAUAGGAUAAUGAACUCAAGGUUUGAUAUGUCUGAUCAACAGUGGAAGAAUGUGAAUGUUGAAAAAGGUACUGUUGAUAUACUUGAACUCACUGAUAGGAAAAUAACCAGAAACCAAAAGAGGCGCCAUGAUGAAAUUAAUCACAUCCAAAAGACUUAUGCUGAAAUGGAUCCUACUACUGCUGCACUUGAGAAAGAGCAUGAAGCUAUUACCAAAGUAAAGUACAUAGACAGAGUUCAAAUAGGAGUUUAUGAAAUUGAUACGUGGUAUUUCAGUCCUUACCCUGAUGAAUAUGGAAAAGCCAGUAAACUUUGGAUCUGUGAAUACUGUCUGAAAUAUCAUAAAUUUGAAACAUCAUAUUGUAUGCACCUUAAUCAGUGUAAGAGACGACAACCUCCAGGUAAUGAAAUUUAUCGAAAAGGUACCCUAGCUAUUUGGGAAAUUGAUGCUCUCCAACAUAAAAUGUACUGUCAAAACUUGUGUCUCCUUGCCAAAUUAUUCCUUGACCAUAAAACUCUGUACUUUGAUGUUGAUCCGUUCCUGUUUUAUGUGCUCUGUGAAGUUGACAAGGAAGGGGCUCAUAUUGUAGGCUACUUUUCAAAGGAGAAAGAUUCACCUGAUGGAAAUAAUGUGGCCUGCAUUCUAACAUUGCCACCAUACCAGAGGCAAGGUUAUGGAAAGUUACUGAUUGCAUUUUCUUAUGAAUUAUCGAAACUAGAAGGAGCGGUUGGAACACCUGAAAAGCCAUUGUCCGAUUUAGGAAAGCUGUCCUAUCGAUCUUAUUGGUCAUGGGUGUUGUUGGAUGUAUUAAGGGACUUUAGGGGAUCAGUAUCAAUAAAGGAUCUUAGUGAAAUGACUAGUAUUACUCAAACGGACAUUAUAUCUACCCUGCAGAGCAUGAACAUGGUAAAAUACUGGAAAGGACAACAUGUCAUUUGUGUGACACCAAAAUUGGUUGAAGAACAUAUUCGAUCCGCUCAGUUCAAGCGACCGAGAUUAUCCGUUGAUGUAUGUCAACUCAAGUGGGCUCCUAGGCGAAAUAAAACUGGAAAGAGAUAAUUAAUAAAAGGUUGCCUUGUGCUAAAUAAAAGGUGAUUGAAGAAAAGAAUUUUAUAGGAUAUUAGUUUUUAAAUGUCACUUGUUACCUGUUAUUAUAUAACUUGAAAGUAUAACUCAUAUUGUUUGUAAUAAAUAACAAAAGAAGUUGUUUGUAUU